AUGUCCGUGUUGACAGACGCGGGAUCUGGCUCGCUCGGCACCCAGCUUGUGGAGAGCCCUGAAAACUCUGCAAGCACAUUACAAGGGCCUACAUCCAUCACUGCCGCACUGUCUCCCCGCGCGCCGGGCAAUACCGAGUCACUCACGCUCGAACUGGCGCAGCGCGGCGUAAUGCACAUCCGCGACUUUGCGUUUGACGACGGUGACGAGCGCCGCGACGGACGCGGGUCCGUUCUCCCCUCCUUGAAAGCAGCGUCUGACGCGCCGCCUCUAUUUAUUGCGAUGUACGACUUUCGUGCCGAGUCCAGCAACGAGCUGAGCGUCGCGAGCGGCACGCAGCUGCACGUCCUCCGUGACAUUGACGGGGGCUGGGUCCUUGCCCAGCGCCUGGACGAGCCCACAAAACGGGGUCUGGUUCCCGGGGCCUACUUGCAAAAACUGUAG
This is a messenger RNA of Malassezia japonica, 444 nucleotides long. RefSeq lists its product as uncharacterized. The coding region runs from base 1 to 444 and encodes 147 amino acids. The transcript has a single exon. NCBI's taxonomy places the organism in Eukaryota, Fungi, Basidiomycota, Malasseziomycetes, Malasseziales, Malasseziaceae. Gene Ontology annotation, molecular function: protein binding. The record is from RefSeq and is a predicted model, not a curated record.